GGUAAGUCGUGGUUGGCGUUGAUUUUCUUUUUACUGUUAGUCUGCGAUGAAUUCGUCCCGUAAAUUCAGUAUUCAUCUCUCUUUAUAUAAUAACCUGUUCAUUUGGCAAAUAAUAUCCAGUUUUGUUUCGCAUGUUCAUCUACUAAUAUAUGCUCAUUCUAAUUUGAUAGGUUACCAAUAGAUCUCUAUCAUGAGUGAGAGCUUUUCUUCUAAAUUUGCUCAGUUAAACGUACGGUCGGAGAAAAGUAGUCACAGUGAUUCCUCCACAAACCAUCAACAUACAAACGGUGAGGAGGAGAAGGGAUCUAAAGGAAAUCCAUGGAAACCAAGUAAGUUCCCUACUAUGUUUGUUGGCCGAACGACAGUAGUACCUAGCUCUGAAAACAACUCUCUUGAGGCAGAUGCUUGGCCCGAGCCUUCAGCGCCUGCUGAACAACGACGAAUUACUCGGAUUGCAGAGGAAAAACCGAAAAGUAAGUUAACGCUUCUUUGAAUCGAAUCUGAUUAGGGAAACUGAAGUGGCAGAAUUACGAGGUGGACGACGCAGCGUGUGGCUUUUCACGAGGGCGUGGUCGUCAUUCUGUUGGACCGUUUACCGGGGCAAACUACGCGGCGAGUGGUAAUGUUAGAUCGUUUCGUAGAGGUAAGCAAUGUACAACUUAUAAUUCUUUAGGUUUUGGAGGCUAUCGCAGUCGCAUCCUGACAGACGCAAAUAGAGGCCGCAACAGCAAUGGGUUUUAUCGUCAUCCGGGGCGCAUGGCAAACAUACGAUCAUGUGAGCCAAAGGAGCACACAAAUGAACCUGCAAGAAGUAGUCCUGGUCAGCCGACCUCAGAAGCUUGCAAUGUCAUGAUCGACGGAUUACAAUCAAGCACAGAUGUCUCCCCUUCCGCAGAAAAGGUCUCUGAUGGUGGACAAAAUGUACUGGAAUCACUAGAGGCAUCUGGGCAGCAGUCAGAGACAGAACUGCAGACGCCAAAGGCAAACACCGUGUCUGUUGUAACCGGUCCAACACCUCGCAAGGGCUAUCGUGAUAGAACCAAUGUCUCUUCUCAGUCAGGCAGUCAGAUGAAUAACAUCCCAUCAAACUACGAUGCAGGGCCGGUCGGACGUGCAAGACGGUCGUACCAAAGACAACAUCAGCCUAUGUUUCCUGCUGAAACAGAAAACCACAACCUGAACUCUCACCCAUCGUUAGUUGCAAAUACGUCUAUCCAACCUCUUAUCCCUUUCCAAACAAUACCUCAAAUUGCCUACAUUAUCCCUGGAACACCUGCGACGAUGUUGGGUACCGCUUUGCAGCUCCCUCAGACUCCUGCUUCACAUACAAUUAUUCCCCAUAGCGUAUCAAUAGCCAAUAAUCAUAUCUUGCCUACUCAACCAUCAGUCCAGCAUCCUAUUGCGGCGUUGCCACAUAUACCAGUCGAGAAUAUCACUUUACCUAUUCUCUCUGACGUGCCGACGCUCCAGGCGGUACAUUCUGGAUUCAAUCCGCAGUCUUCCGUCACUUCCACCACUACAGAACAACCAGCUGAUACGAUUGAGGUAGUCGAUGUAACUCAGGUGAUUUCUUUUAUCAAUGAUGCAGGAUGGAAAAAAGUAGUUUUUCCUAUAAGUCUUCGAGAGCAUCGUGCAGUUGCCGCCGCUUUAAAGGAUGCCCUUGGGUCAACAAAUCAAGACUUAGCUGAUUUCACCGAGUCAGCAGCCAACAAAAAUGACUUAUCUGCAUCCUCCACACAGUCCCGUAAUGAUGACGUUCCCGCACGGCCAGUCAAAGCUGAUGAUGUCAUUAUUGUCGAGGAUCGUGUAUUUUUUGUUCCUAAGAACGUGAAUCGGACGAAAUUCUUGAAAUUCUUGUCAAAAUUGGAUUAUAUCAAGCAUCAUGUCGAAUACUACUUCAGUGAAAGCAAUUUACAACGAGAUUCCCACUUGUUUUCAAUACUCACUGCCAAUCAAGACGUCUGCCCUUUGUCUGAGCUUCUGCAGUUUAACCGACUUCGCUGGGUGUCCACCACUGAAUCUGAGUUACUUGAUGCUGUUUCCAGCAGUAGCGUUUUAUUGGUAGUCUUUUCUCCGGACGGCUCACCAACUGGAAUUACUCGUGUUUGCACAAUGACUAAACAGGUGAAUGAAAGUUGUGCACCUGUGGAUAUAAGUUAUGCACGUCCUAUAAACCAUAGUGUUGUCCUGACGAGUUCAGCUGUUGAUCAGGAUGUAAGUUUUAUGCAGGUUCCAGUUUGUAAUCAGUCUCAGACACAUCCUGGUGUCGACCCCUCUAGUCAGAGUUUGCCGGUAAUGAAUCCUGCUUCUUCUGUACAUUCAUUUGGUAGUGUUCAGGUUUCGGCAAACAGCAACAAUACACCUUUUCCAGUCACAACUCAGAUCCUGGGUGUUGCGGCACACUCAUUGAACACACUGCCGCAUAACUCACAUCCAAACUAUAUUCAGUCUUCAGCUCAUAUCCUUAGUCCCAACAACCUUGGGAUUUUGACAAGUGCUGCGCCGGCAAAUAUUUAUUCAAACUCUUCACCAUCACAACCGCAUGCAGCCACUACGACGCCUUUCUACCAGGGUGAUAUUGGUCCACAAUCCAGCACAAGAUCGCCCCAGCAAACUCCAUUCAACUGUCCUCAACUAUACUCCCAGCAGCAAGCUGCUGCACUUGUAGCAGCAGCCGCAAAUCAAUGUAGUUUGUUGGCUUCAGGACCGAAUGCUCCAACCUUACCUCCGACGGACCCGAACACAGCGUCCUUCAUAUCCGCAUUGUAUCGUCUUGCCACUCCAGGUAAUACAGCCCCUUUUGUCGGGACAUAUGUACCUUCCGUCGGUAACCCUAGCAACAUCGCUGGGGGUGCUCCUAAUUCGGCUGUUUUCCUUCAGUUUAUUCCAGGUGCUCAUCUUGGUCAAACUAACGCUUAUUUCACUCCUACUGCUAUCAGUUGUCCACCAGGCAAUAAUUCGCUUUUGAACCGUUCUAUUCCCACACAUCCAAGUGGAAUGUGGAUUCCGCUCAACGCAGGUUCUGUUGCCAACGGUGGUAUUGUAUCAGCGCACCCUUACCAACCCUAUGUGGCGCUCACACAAGCUCAUUCGAGCUUAUCAGUCCCUAAUAACGCAAGUGGUAACGGAGCGCUGUAUUCAGUUACUUCAUCGCACUCGUUCCCUACAGCUUUUGGGACAGUCCCUACCUUGACUAUUGGCCCUGAUAUCUCCGGCUUUGCAGUCCAGAAAAUGUUUAAUCACACACAUUCGUUGAGCAAUCCUCAAACGUACACAAACCAUCAGUCUCCAAUUACUUCAGGCGCAAAUGUAACGACGAUAAACACACCAUCCAGUCACGCUUCUCAAGUCAAUGUUAUUCAUGGUCCCGCUUCUGGACAGCAACAGUCAGGAGGUAAUUUAGUUUUAGGAAAGCGAAUGCCCACAAACCCUCAGCCGUGAUUUAGCUCUUCCUGAAAAUAUUUCAUAUGACCUCAUGUGUACAGUGUAUAGUCCCCUUUAUUCCCAGAUUCUUUGUAAUUCUCUUUGUGUCCCAUUAACUUGGAAUCAGUUUGCCUCACAAUGCCAUACUGUGCAGUCCUAGUAGUUGGUCUAGUCAGUAGUUCUUGCGCAUGCAUUAACUGUAUGACUGUGUUCAUAUUUUGUGCCUUUGAUCUGUUUCAAGUGAUCCGUAUUAUUUUUGUAAUUUCAGCUGCUAUCUUAAUGCACUUGCUCUUCCAAAUGUUAAAAGGCACAUAUAUAGCUAGGUGGGCUUUUACAUUUUUCGCCUGUGAUAUAAAUCUUCACGUUUUAUGACUUCUACUUCAGGCUGUGCCUGCUUUUAAGUUGUACCCUUAUUGUCCACAGUUAUACCUUUGAACUUUUUUUUAGUUUAGUACCAACAAUCACAAUACUUUUUAAAAUGUAACCUGUUGAACUUGAAUGCUUUUAGUUUCCUUAUGUUCAUCCCUCAAGUGCACUUGCUCUGUCUUCCAUUGUGGUGAACCGUAAAAUAUAUAAACUUGCAGUUAGGUUUCCUCAUUUUGCUUCCUUAUACUGAUUAGUAUAAUUAUCUAUCUAAAUAUUUCCAUCAAUAAAUACUACUCAUUCCAUAAGUCUGCUCAUUGUAAAUAGUUCUUUACUUAUUCCUAAUCUUGAAUGUGUGUAUGCUUUUUUGUGAUGUUCGUAGUGAUGGUUUUCGCGUGUAACACAUGAUGUAUUUGUCAAAAUGAGUCUCUAGUAUUUCUUUUAUUUUCAAGCUCUUCUAUUCUCAUCUGUUACUAAUCAGAUUCUUCAAAAUAAAAAGUAUCCAAAAAAUCCUAAUUCUCUG
Messenger RNA from Heterobilharzia americana, 4309 nucleotides. The record is from the annotation of a GenBank genome assembly. Lineage: Eukaryota; Metazoa; Platyhelminthes; Trematoda; Strigeidida; Schistosomatidae.